CGGGUCGCCGAGGCCGCCGGCCGCGGCGCACACAUCCGUGUUCGCCGGGGUCCAGUCUAUGGAGUCAGUGGGCGCGGCAGGCAGCUCGGAGGCAGGAGGCGGUGUCCGAGUGGGGGCCUCUGCCCCGCCAGGAUGUUUCCGGGCUUGGCCGCCGCCGCCGCGGCGCACAGAUGCAGCUGGGCGGCGCUGUGCAGGCUCGGUGGCGGCCGGGCAGCGGCCCGCGGCCGCAGCCAGGGAUGGAAGACUUUAAUGACAUUUGACAGCUUUACAUACAUGGUUCCCAACAUUCACCCACAUGUAUCUGUUCUGAAUCAAGUCAAGUUGUACUCUACGAAUGUCCAGAAAGAAGGGCAGAGCUCACAAACUCCAAGAGCUGACAAAGUCCCAUCACUUACACAAACGGCAGAAAAUAUAGGCGCAGAACUCAAAGCUCCACUCAAGCAAGAUCCUCUCCAAGUAAGAGUCAAAGCAGUCCUUAAGAAAAGGGAGUAUGGAUCACAGUACACUAAGAACAACUUCAUCACUGGAGUCAGAGCAAUCAACGAGUUCUGCCUUAAGUCCAGCGAUUUAGAACAGCUUCGAAAAAUCAGGCGACGAAGUCCCCACGAUGACACUGAGUCCUUCACUGUGUUCUUGAGGUCAGAUGUGGAAGCAAAAGCUUUGGAAGUUUGGGGAAGCCUUGAAGCUCUUGCCAGAGAGAAAAAAUUGCGUAAAGAAGCAGAAAUAGAAUACAGAGAACGGCUGUUUAGAAACCAAAGAAUAUUAAGAGAAUAUGGUGAUUUCUUGGGAAACACAAAGCCACGCUCCAGAGCAGUCUCAGUGUUCCUUAAGGGACCAGGAAAAGUGGUGAUGGUUGCUAUUUGCAUUAAUGGCUUAAACUGCUUCUUUAAAUUUCUUGCCUGGAUUUAUACGGGUUCAGCAAGUAUGUUCUCAGAAGCUAUACAUUCAUUAUCUGAUACCUGUAACCAGGGUUUGCUAGCACUGGGCAUCAGCAAGUCUAUUCAAACACCAGAUUCUUCUCACCCGUACGGCUUUUCAAAUAUGCGCUAUAUUUCUUCAUUGAUUAGUGGUGUUGGUAUUUUCAUGAUGGGCGCAGGACUCUCUUGGUAUCAUGGAGUCAUGGGAUUGCUUCAUCCUCAACCAAUGGAAUCCCUCCUAUGGGCAUAUUGUAUUUUAGCAGGUUCUUUGGUGUCUGAAGGAGCAACACUUCUUGUUGCCAUAAAUGAACUUCGAAGGAGCGCUCAGGCCAAGGGCACGUCAUUUUACAAGUAUGUCAUGGAAAGUCGUGAUCCGAGUACAAAUGUUAUUCUAUUGGAGGACACUGCAGCUGUUUUGGGAGUGAUUAUAGCAGCUACCUGCAUGGGCCUUACCUCCAUAACAGGCAAUCCAUUGUAUGACAGCCUGGGUUCCUUGGGUGUGGGCACCUUACUAGGUGUGGUCUCGGCAUUCCUCAUCUACACUAACACAGAAGCACUCCUAGGACGAUCCAUCCAACCAGAGCAAGUACAGCGGCUUACUGAACUCCUGGAGAGUGACCCAUCAGUAAGGGCAAUCCAUGAUGUCAAAGCCACAGAUCUGGGAUUAGGCAAAGUCAGAUUUAAGGCAGAAGUUGAUUUUGAUGGACGAGUUGUUACAAGAUCAUAUUUGGAAAAGCAAGAUUUUGACCAAAUGAUGCAAGAAAUUCAAGAAGUGAAAACUCCUGAACAAUUAGAAGCCUUUAUGCUUAAACAUGGAGAAAAUAUUAUUGAUACUCUAGGAGCUGAAGUAGACAGGCUUGAGAAAGAGCUGAAGAAACGAAAUCCUGAAGUUCGACAUGUAGAUCUUGAGAUCCUGUAGAUAGGAUGAAUGAGUCACUUGGGACGUGGAGAUGUCUUCCUCCCCACUGAAGGGGUCAGUGCCAUCCAGAAGCCGAGCCUUUGCAGAUGGAUGGGAUGUGUCUCUCAUGUGCUGAGCAAUGGGACGGGCAGGCCGCAGGACUCAGACUUCUCUUCUAAUCAUGUCUUUGUGCUUCUGAAGGGACACUGCUGCUUAGGUCACCCACAGUCUCAUUUCAGCCAGUCCGUGUUGAACCAUGAAAUCAUGUUUUCUUUCUUAACAUGGCACGACAUGUCCCUGUGGACUUGUAUCUUAGGUUACAGCUGAAAAGUUUGGUCCACCAAAGUUCUAAUCUUGAGUAUUCUGGCUAAACCUUGUUGUGUGAUUUGUAAACAGUCACUGUGUUUUGAGGGCUGUCUUUCCUGCCCAGUUGGGAAAGUAUUUCUGUGUCCUUUGUGGCUCUGACGGAACACUGAGAGGUGCACUCUUCUGAUGUCAUUGUCCAGAAGCAGAUGUUCAUUCCAGAAGCAGCACACUUACUGAGUGGAGAGAAGACAUCUCCACAUCUUUCAGAUCAUAGUUGUUGCCACUUUGUAAAAUUUCUUCUCUCUCUUUUAUCUUUUUCCUUAUUUAGUUUAAUUUUUGUAAUGUUAAAAACAUAAUCCUAGAUGUAUGACUUUUUUUUAAAACUGGCUUCAGUGCCAUAGUGUUUAUUUACUGGGAAAUAAUGCAUUUGUAAAUGUUUUACCAUUCUGUAGUAUGGACUAGAAAUAUUUAUAAUUUUACAGGCAGGAUAACAUUUUGUUUUUAAUUUAUUUAAGAGAAGGCACUACUUGUGUAAAUGUGAACCAUGGGAUACCUUUUACUUUGAGAGAGAAGUAAAUCUCUUACACUGAAGCGUGUGUUGUGGUUUUGUGUGUUCUCAGAGCCAACAGUGUGUCUGAUGUCUUGCAGUUCAAGUGGGCACUUAGCAUAGUAUAUUGGCUCUAACACAUUAUGAAAGCAAAGAGCUAGCUGGUGACUGAGAUGUCGAGAGAAAGGACAUUCAGUUUAGUAACUACAGACUCAGUGAAAAGCUGCAGCUGUCUGCCCAGACAGCUUAUGAGCUGUGUGGGAGUGGUGGCUGCCCUGCUGGGGAGAGUGCCAGACACACGGCCUCACACCCUGUGAGCUCAGGGUCUCCAGACUUUCUGAGCUGGAAGUUCAUGUAUUAUAGAAAACUGGAAUGUGGAAACAAAAAAUAAAUCUCUGAUUAAA
Molecule: messenger RNA, 3072 nt
Organism: Arvicanthis niloticus (Nile rat)
Lineage: Eukaryota; Metazoa; Chordata; Mammalia; Rodentia; Muridae
Gene: Slc30a9
Product: solute carrier family 30 member 9
Biological process (GO): zinc ion transport; transmembrane transport; intracellular zinc ion homeostasis
Cellular component (GO): membrane; endoplasmic reticulum
Molecular function (GO): monoatomic cation transmembrane transporter activity
Source: RefSeq, a predicted model, not a curated record